AUGGAGUAUCCACAACUUUACAAGUAUAUAAGAUGGACACAGACAUCUGAUUUCUCUUAUGUUGCAAACGAAUCUCAAAACUAUGAAAAAAUUUCUAAUAAUCCAGGAGCCUGGAGUAGAUUCAGAGGACUCCACUCAUACCCUAGUUCAUUUACAAAAUCGUUGUAUGUUGGCGAUAAUAGUGGAGAAAAUUGGUUUUUUGCUGUUGGUGUAAUUUAUGAUCAAUUCAAAGGCGUAAUGCCCGCUACUGAAAAUGAAAUUUGGCUUCAGUUUGUUGAUUUGUGGCUAGAAAUUGAUGAUUUUGAAAAAAUGAAACUGCUUCCUCCGAUUUUCAAAGGAUGCACAAGUAACUGCCGAACAAACUUCCUAUUUUCGUUUUCAUAUUAUACAGUUUUCAUCUUGAUUUAUGAAAAGUAA
This is a messenger RNA of Trichomonas vaginalis G3, 417 nucleotides long. RefSeq lists its product as uncharacterized. Bases 1 to 417 code for a protein of 138 amino acids. The transcript has a single exon. The record is from RefSeq and is a predicted model, not a curated record. NCBI's taxonomy places the organism in Eukaryota, Parabasalia, Trichomonadida, Trichomonadidae.